AUGGAGUGGAGGGAACUGAACAUCACACAGAAGCAAGACUACAUCAGCGCUGUCGUCUGUCUGACCGAGAGGAAAUCGCGCUUUGAGCCAGGGAGUAGUCGCUAUGAUGACUUUGCAUACAUGCAUGUCUUCGAAGGCACUGUCACUCACUACGCUGCUUCAUUCCUACCCUGGCAUCGAUACUUUAUCCACACAUACGAGAAGGCACUGAUAGAGGAAUGUGGUUUCAAGGGAUCUUUGCCGUACUGGGAGUGGGCAUUAGACGCUCAUGACCUAGCCGCCUCUCCGAUAUUUGAUCCUAUAGAUGGAUUCGGCGGUAAUGGUACAAGCGGAAGCUCUUUAUCCGGGAUAUUCGGGGGCCAUUGUGUCACAGAAGGUCCCUUUGCGAAUGCAACCCGCCAUUGGCAGUCAAAGUCCAAUGGGCAUGGAUUCGACAUCUUGAAGAAUCCCCAUUGCCUCAGCCGAGGUUUCCAAGGGGGUGAGAAAAAGGCCCAGUUGGAGGGUCGAGUCACGAUCGACGCUAUCAAUAGCGUGCUGGGCCUCCAAUCAUACGAAGAGUUUGUUGAUGCACUCGAAGUUCAAGCUCACAACUCGAUACCCCAGUUUGUCCGAGGGGACUUUUACGGGUUGACGGCACCAAAUGAUCCCGUGUUCUAUCUACAUCACGCCCAGGUGGAUCGAUUAUGGUGGCUGUGGCAGCAGCAGGAUAUUCAAGGCAAGGCCAAGACCUAUCAAGGUCCUAAGCAGAAUACUAGGGUACAUGCCAACGAGUCCUUGUCGGGAUCCGGUUUGGACGAUAUUAUCUCACUGGGUAACCUGUCAGAGCCAGUUCGGGUAUAUGAGGUAAUGGCAACGGAGUCGGGGGUUCUUUGUUACCGCUAUUGA
Molecule: messenger RNA, 885 nt
Organism: Fusarium musae
Lineage: Eukaryota; Fungi; Ascomycota; Sordariomycetes; Hypocreales; Nectriaceae
Exons: 3
Coding region: 1-885 (294 amino acids)
Molecular function (GO): oxidoreductase activity
Source: RefSeq, a predicted model, not a curated record